GGAAAUCAUUAUUAUUAUUAGCAUGUCUACACGACUGGAAAUAUGAACAAAACUCUAUAUGCGAUCCUAUAGUUCGGACAGAAACUCUCGUUGUGUGUUUUUAUUUAUGAGGAAAUAAGUAUUUGCGAUACAGAAAAUACUUUGAAAACUCGUGAUCACAUCUUCCAUGUUCUGACAGACGAGCCGAUUCGUGAGACGAAAUGGACGCCCCAAACACACUCAUUGUGAUGGUUCUCUUGGCCCUGCUGAGUACAGGACGGAGCUGCGAGUGGGGCGCCGGCCAGGAGCUGAGGAGGUUCGUGCGGGUGCGGGAGGACGCCGCCCUUGGAGACACGGUCCUCACACUCAACGUGACGCAGCCGGAUCUCCUGACGAUGCAGCCUCUCGCCGAUGAAUCCGUCAGAAUGUUUCGCGUGGAGGCCGUGGAUUCCGGUGGAGGAGGUGGAGGAGGUGGAAGGGGCGGCGGGCGGGCCAUGGGGGCGGCCCGGGUGGUGGUGGCCGCGCCCCUUCAGCCCCUCCUGCAGGCGGCGUCGCCCGUCACCAAGCUGGCUCUCACCUGCGGCAACAACCAGGUAUCAGUGCAGGUCACCGUUUACGUGGAGGAUGUGAAUGACCACGCCCCCGCCUUUGCUGUCAAGAACAUCACUGUCACGGUGGAUGAACUCACGCCCGUGGGCCUGACCAUCCUACCCGAGAUCCGAGUGACGGACGGCGACAAGGCCAACACAGCCAACUCGGAGGUCACCCUCGAACUGCGCGAGGGCGACCCCGAGGGACACUUCACCAUGGCGGACCGCAAGAGGGGCACCAUCACCCUGGCCAAGCCCCUGGAUUACGACGCCGGACCGGACACCUUCCUGCUGGGGGUGGUGGCGAAGGACAUGGGCUCCCCGUCCCUCAGUUCGACGACCACAGUGACGGUGGUGGUGGUGGACGCCGACGACCUGCCUCCGGUGUUCAGCCACGAGCGCUACUUCGCCAAGGUCUCCGAGCACCCGGGGCACGACACGGGCGCCGCAAUCCGAGAGGAGGUGAGCUUGACUCCGGGUCCCCUCCGAGCUCUCGACGGCGACGUAGGGCAGAACGCCAGUCUUCGUUACACGCUCGUCCGUUCCCCGGCCUCGGAAUACUUCACCCUCGACCCCCGCAGUGCUCAGCUGUUCCUCACGAAGCACCUCGACCGGGAAACGCUGGCCGAUAGUUCGCUCGUCCUCCAUGUUCGAGCGGAGCAGGAGGACAACCCACGCCGUGUCGGGUCCAGCGUGAUCGAGGUGUUCGUGGAGGACGUGAACGACAACCUGCCCGAGUUCAGCCACAGUGUGUACGCCAUUUCCAUCGUGGAGAAUUUGCCGUCGGGUUUCAGCGUCGUCCAGGUGUCGGCCACGGAUCGGGACGAGGGGGUAAACGGUGCCUUCAACUACCACGUGGUUGGCGGCCAGGGAGCCUUAACUGUCAACCCUCUGUCAGGCUGGUUGACGGUGGACAACCACAACAUCCUGGACCGCGAGGAGUCCCCCGUCAUCACCCUGUACGUGUGUGCCAACCAGAUCGCGCCCAUCGUCCAGGCACCGCCGGGCGUCAGGCAGACGUCCCUCUUCCGCAAUAGGACUUCAGGAGGCGCCGACGACAGUCCGAGAGGAGGCGCGGUUGACAAGGAGGAGGAGAAGGAGGAAGAAGGGAUCCUCGAAGCCCCCGUGACGGAAGAUCCUCCCACGACGUUCCAGGAGAGGUCGCGGGAGUCACCGACGCGAGUCACUGUCCCCUUGUUGAGGCGAAGGACGCGACCCACGCCAUCUACGCGAGCCGGAGAACGAAUCAGGAACAGUCCUUCGGCAGAGUCCCGGGCGCCGUCGGGAGUUGUCACGCGUCAGAGGAGGACCGACGCCCAAGUGAGGGGAAAGGCAGCAGCUGAAAGAAGCUCGAGGGAACUCUCGAGAAGGGAAUCGCGAGUGUUAUCAGACACCAAAAGGAAUGGAGAACCUUCAGAAGACAAUGAAGACGAUUUUGUUGUAACAACAACACCGAAGACGACGACGACAACAACAACAACAACAACAACAACAACAACAACACCAGAAUCAAGUUCAAGGCUGGAACGCGUGAAGAGUAACCUCUCGAAACGACGCCUCCUCUCUCCCAGACGCUUGAGGAGAAGAAUCGACGAGAAUCGAAGUAGGUCCUCGAGACGACGAAGUUCUCGCUCCGAACGAUCCGCAACUGAAGCCAGAAAGUCUCCCGACUCCCCCGACUCUCCCGACUUCAAAUCCGACUCGGAGUCCUGUGCCAAGAUCGAGCUGAAACUCCUGGACGCCAACGACAACAACCCAGAGUUCCUCCCGAGUAACCAGUACCAGUUUACUAUAAGUGAAGAGGCACGAGAGGGCACCGUUGUAGGUUCGGUACAAGCAGAGGACCGCGACGAAGGCGGCAACGGACGCGUCAGCUACUCCAUCCAGUCCCCAGGCAACAGCACGAGACGCGACCGCACCAAGGCCUUCUCCAUCGACGAGGACAAGGGCACCAUCCGCCUCGUCACCAAGCUGCUUCCUGGCGAAGUCACCCUCUUCGUUGAGGCGUCUGAUAGGCCGUCCAACCCUUCGGAGACGAGGACAUCUCUCGCCGUGGUUACUGUCUACGUCCAGGCAACCCAGAUGUGGGAGCCGAGGUUCGUGGGCGCCCCCUACGAGCUGUGGGUGGGGAGCGACGCCACUGUGGGCACCAGUGUGGGGCAAGUACGCGUCGUGGACAUGGAAGGCUCAGACCUCAUGUUUGAUAUGUUCCAUUCCUACCAAGAUGGAGUUCCCUUCGCCAUCGAGGAGAGCUCUGGCAUCGUCUCGGUCGUGGCUCCCGUCCAGCAGUUCUCGAGGACCAACUACGAGUUCGAGGCGGUGGUCACGGACGGGCGGACGUCGCUCGUCACCAACGUCACCAUCCACGUCGCCCCCAACAGGAGGCCCUCCACCAGGCGCAGCACCGUCGUCAACUUCUCCGUGCAGGAGAACGUGGCGGGCGGCCUCGUGGGCGACUUGGCGACUGCCUUGCGGGACGUCGGGGCAAGGAUCGCCUCGGACCCGCAGUUCGAGUUGGUGAGUCCGGAAGCCAGGAAGUACUUCGCCCUCGGCCAGGACGCCUCCCUGUACACCGUGGCGCCCUUGGACUAUGAGGCCUCCCCCAACCACACGCUCGUCAUCGUCAGCGGAAGGACCUCGGAUAUUUAUUACGUAAACGUGCAGGUUGAGGAUCUGAACGACAACCCGCCCCAGCUGAAUGCGGUGGCGUACGAGGGCACCAUCAGGGAAAACGCUCUACCGGGCACCACCAUAAGAGUUCUUCCUGCCAUACAGGUGAGCGACAAGGACCAGUACCCCGGCGCCACCUACUUCCUCCAGCUGUUUGGCGACGCGGCUCACCUGUUCGACAUCGACUCCUCGACCGGCCAGGUCACCUUCGUCGGCGACGACCUGGACCGCGAGAAGGUCGACUCGUACGUGCUGCGCGUGGAGGCUCGCGACGACGGCAACCUCACGUCGAGAGCCAACCUCACCAUCAGCAUCGAGGACGUGAACGACAACCCGCCGCGGUUCGUGCAGCGCGAGCCGCUCUUCUCGGCGCGGGAGGACGACCCGGACGAGAACUCCUCGAGGAAGCUCCCCGACACGUCCAACCUCGAGUACCUGGCAGACCUUGAGCGCUCCCUCGUCAAGAUCCCCGAGUCCCUGCCUAUCGGCAGCCGCGUGACGGAGGUCACGGCCACCGAUGACGACGAGAAGCUGUACGCCGACGUCCGCUACAAGAUCGACGCGCAGACCUCUUUCAGCUUCGCCAGCGGGGAGAACACGACGCCCAUUCUGAAGGAGGCGUCGACCUUCUCCAUCGAGAGCAAGACGGGCGUGGUCGUGGUGGCGGGGCCCCUGGAGCCCGACCACUUCUACCUCCUGAAUAUCUCGGCGACGGACGGCGGCGGCCUGGCGUCGCACACGACCGUCUCCGUCGCCGUGUUCGACGUGAACGAUCACGCGCCGCGGUUCGAGCGCCCCGUCUACAACUUCGAGGUGGUGGAGGGCGAGUACCUGGUGGGGGAGGUGGGCAAGGUGGUAGCCUUCGACCAGGACUUCGGCAACAACGCCAAGGUGCACUACCAGAUCAUCUUCUACAAGAACUCGAGCGAGGACCAGGUGUUCCCCUUCAGGAUCGUGGAGACCUCGGGCACCAUCCUGGCCACGGGCACCGUCAACCGCGAGGAGCGCGAGGUGUACGAGUUCUCCGUCGUGGCCACGGACAUGGGCACGCCGCAGCUCUCCUCGUCCGUCCUCGUCCACAUCGACAUCAUCGACGUCAACGACCACCGCCCCGUCUUCUACGACUACAAGGACGCGAUCUACUCCGGGGAGGCGAGCAGCGACGGCCAGCUGGAGUCGGGCAACGCCAGCUUCACGCCGGUGUACACGGCCGCCCUCUCGGAGCACGCCCCUCGCGGCACCGUCGUGGCCAGGCUGUUCGCGAACGACUCCGACUCCGGCACGUCGGGGAACGGCCUCAUCCUGUACAAGCUGGAGGGCGGCGAGGACAAGUUCUCCAUCGACUCGAACAACGGCAGCGUGUACACCGUGGGCGCGCUGGACUACGAGCGCGCCCCGACCCACAACCUGACGGUGGUGGCGCAGGACCUGGGCACCCCGCCACUUUCCGCCUCCGCCCUGCUGGUCGUCACGGUCGUCGACGAGGAGGAGGAGCUCACCACGCGUCUCUUCGACCGGGAGGAGUACGAGGUUCGCGUGAUGGAGAACAACGACACCCCCCUGCGACUACUGGAUCUGAACGUGAGCGAGGCGUUCUCCGGGCAGCAGCUGCACUACCAGCUGGUCGACCCGGGCAUGUCGGGCACUGUGGCGGUCGACUCGUACUCGGGCGAAGUCUACCUCAUCGCCAGCCUCGAUCGGGAGACCAAGAGUAGCUAUCGCUUCAAGGUACGGGCAACGCAGCCGGAACGAGGCCGCGCUCUAGAGUACCUGAACGAGCAGUCGCAAAGCACGAGACGGUUCGAGGAAGCGGCGGAGGGCGAUCUGACUUCUCCUCCUCUGGCUGACACCGAAGUCCCCGUCGUCGUUGCCCUGGAGACACUCCCUCACGACGGCGACGGUGGGCUGAGCGUCCCUGCCGAGGUGGUCUCCUUGGGGACUUAUAGGAAGCCCGUGAGAAGGCAGAGGACAGCGCCGCCCUUGGGGGAGCCGGCCGUCGGGACACAGCCUUUGCGCGCACAGGCGAGCCUGUUGGUGGGCGGCGGGCGCGACCUGGGCCUCGGGAUGGACGAGGUGUGGGUGGUGGUGGAGGUGGAGGACCAGAACGACAACAGCCCCAGCAUCCUUCCCCAGGGGCGGCCCGUCGUGGCGGCUGUCCCUGCCACGGCUGCGUACGGGCACUUCGUCACUAGGAUCAUGGCUAGCGACCCAGACCAGGGCAUCAACGGGGAACUGCGCUACGAGAUUCUACCCGGCGAAGGGGCACAGGACGCCAGCACCAGGUUCGCCGUCGACCCCGUGUCAGGACAGGUGGUUGUAAUCGGUUCCUUGGAGGACGAAUCCGGUAAGAUGUUUGGCUUCGACGUCCGUGUAAGCGAUCAGGGCGGAGCUCCAUCAGCUCGGUCGGCCAUCGCGAACGUUUUCGUGCACGUUUUGGGAGCAGGAGGUCACCUGGUGCUGGAAGUGGCCGCAAAACCGCGAGAAGUAGAACCCCAUCUCUACCACAUCCAAGGGAUGCUAACCAACGUGUCUGGGUUGGAUGUUCGCGUGCAGAGAAUAGCGCCCCAUGUUGACGGUGACGCGGCGCUUACUACGGCGACAGACAUGUACGUUUAUGCAGUUGACCCGAUCACUCAGUCUGUGGUCGACGCCAGCCACCUCCGCCAGGCGCUGAGGGUGAGGAAGAGUGAGCUGAAGUCCCUCCUUCCCGGUGGCGUCCAUUUCAGGGGCAUGAGGGUGCCUCUGCCUUCUCGCCAGGGACAUGUGUUACAGACUGCGGAGUUGGCGAUACUGAUUGGCGCCGUGGUGGUGUUCCUCGUGACAGUUACGACGAUUGUGUGUCUCUGUUACAAGCAAAGAAAGAGCCGCCGCAAGCCCAUGCCGAUGCCGCCCAUGAUGACCGCAGCCGGGAUACCCGUGAUGCCCCUGGCCUACCCCGGCCCCUUCGCCGCCCCCUACACCCACAUGAGCGACCACAGCAGCUCGGAGUCCACAGAGGCCCAGGAGUUACCCCACGACCAUCCUCACUAUCCUCAUGACCUCGUCCACUAUCCGCCUGACCCGAUGAGCUACCCGGUUGACCCUGCUGUCACUACCCACUUCCCUCAGGACCCUAGCCACUACCCACGCCCGCCGCCCAGACGUCGCUCCUGCGCCCACAGCUUCCAGGCAGAUCGAGAGCUGUUGCACCCUUGUAGCAGCGGCGAGAGAGUGUCUUCCCACACCGACGAGGACGAAGGUAGCGGCCCGGUGUGUCUCCGCCACGCCCCCUCGCGGAAGCGCCGCCGAGGCACCCAGCAGGGAGCAGAAGGCAGAGGCAGCGGGCCGAGCCACAAGAGCAGGAGCUCCUCGAGGGCGGGUCGAAGAGCGCUGGGGGAAGAGCCCUCGAGUUCAGACUUCGACGAGAGGGACCACGCGCCUCCCCUGGUCACCAUCCCCAGGCCUCAACCCUGCUGCAUGGAGGAUAGACAGAGACCGAACCCAAACAACCCACGAGCAUUACCGACCGUCGACUGCACGCUAGAGAACCCCGGCAGAGCCCACUCCCCCGACAGCCUGGAACGUCCCUCGCACUGCCGGGCUGCCGCUCACACCCACACCAUCCCCCGCACGCACCUCAAGAGGGAGAGGGGCUCGGAUCAUGCAGGAGGGAGGAACUCUGAUCUCCACCCGAGUGACGUUACAGAGCUUUGAUGUUUCCGACGUCGGCGUUUGUGAUGAAGAUCUGUCUAGUAGCAAGGGAAAUGUUUUGUGACUCGGGUGGUGUUCAGAGUGGGGGGGGGG
Penaeus chinensis is the source of this 7022-nucleotide messenger RNA. It is a transcript of the gene Cad89D, whose product is annotated as cadherin-89D-like. The transcript is spliced from 29 exons. The record is from RefSeq and is a predicted model, not a curated record. Gene Ontology annotation, cellular component: plasma membrane. Lineage: Eukaryota; Metazoa; Arthropoda; Malacostraca; Decapoda; Penaeidae. Gene Ontology annotation, molecular function: calcium ion binding. Bases 201 to 6932 code for a protein of 2243 amino acids. Gene Ontology annotation, biological process: homophilic cell-cell adhesion.